AUGAUUAUGUCUGCAGACAGUUACAAAAUAUACAACGUUGUGUAUGCUGUGGCCCAGGCUCUCCAUGAUUUGCUUCUUCAUCAAACAGAAGUUCAAACAAUGGGAAAUAAAAAUGGAGAAAUGCCUUCCUCUACUCAGCUGCACAAUUUUCUGAAGAACAUCCAGUUUUACAAUCCUACUGGAGAUCAAGUGAUUUGGGACAAGAAAAGGAAAUUGGAGACAGAGUAUGAAAUUCUGAAUAUUUGGGAUUUCCCAGAGAGUCUUGAACUUGAAAUGAAAGUAGGAAACUUUUCUCCAUAUGCUCCACAUGGCAAUCAACUGUCUUUAUCUGAAGAUAUGAUAGAGUGGGCCGUUGAAACUACAGGGACUCCUCACUCUGCCUGCAGUGAGAGUUAUGAUCCUGGAUUCCGGAAAUCUCCUCAGGAGGGAAAGGCUGCCUGUUGCUUUGAUUGUAUACCUUGUCCAGAAAAUGAGAUUGCCAAUGAGACAGAUAUGGAGCAAUGUGUGAAGUGUCCAGAUCAUCAGUAUGCCAACCCACAGAAGACUCAGUGCUUCUUGAGAGUUGCAAAUUUCCUGGUCUUUGGAGAUCCCUUGGGCAAUGCUCUGGUCUGCAUGGCUCUUUGCUUCUCCAUAUUGACUACUGCUGUUCUUGGGAUGUUUGUGAAACACCAAGAUACUGCCAUUGUCAAGGCCAAUAACCAGACUCUCAGCUACAUGUUGCUCAUUCCUCUCAUCUUCUGUUUCCUCUGUUCUUUGCUCUUUCUUGGUAGACCACAAAUACUCACCUGCGUCCUACAGCAGAUCAUAUUUGGGGUUGUAUGUACUGUGGCUGUUUCCACAGUAUUGGUCAAAAGAGGGAUUUUGGUUCUGGCCUUCAAGGCCACUUCCCUAGGAAGAAGGAUGAGGUGGCUGCUGGUAUCAGGGGCUCCUAACUUCAUCAUCCCCAUCUGCACCCUCAUCCAAGUGACUCCCUGUGGACUCUGGCUGGCAACCUCUCCUCCCUUUGUGGAAACAUAUGCACACUCUGAACAAGGCCACAUCAUCAUCCUGUGCAACAAGGGCUCACUCACUGCCUUCUACUGUGUCCUGGGAUACCUUGGCUUUCUGGCCCUGUCCAGCUUCACCAUGGCUUUUCUGGCCAGGAUCGUGCCUGACACCUUCAAUGAAGCCAAGUUCCUGACCUUCAGCAUACUGGUGAUCUGCAGUGUGUGGCUCACCUUCCUGCCUGUCUACCACAGUGCCAUGGGGAAGGUCAUGGUGGCUGUGGAGGUCUUCUCCAUCUUGGCCUCUGGUGCAGGGUUCCUAGGUUGCAUUUUUGCCCCAAAGUGUUAUAUCCUUUUAUUAAUGCCAAAUAGAAAUUCUCUGCAUGGCUUCAGGGAUAAAAGACAUAAGCCAGCAGAAAGUUUGCGGAGGUGUAGCUGGGACCUAAUUAAGCUCUCUCCAAGAAACCAGUUUUCACACUUCAGGGAAAACUCCAUUAUUGGGAAAUCAGACCAAGUGAGUCAUCAUAGUACAGAGAUUCUUCUCAGUGAGGAAAAAUUCAGGCAGAGAGCAGCCAUGCUUCUCUGCAGGGAGCAACCAAUCCUGCAACUUAGACAGAUACAGGAAUUACAAAGCCAAAAAUUGAAAAGCCUCUCUUCUCAAGGGACCCCCAUUACCUCCUUGGCCAAAGUUAGACAAGGACCCCAUGAAUCUUACAGUGAGUUCAUUGGAAGCCUUACAGAGGCUGCCGAGAGCCUUAUGGGAAAGGAAGAAACAGAUAAUGAGCUUAUCAAACAUCUUGCUUUUGAAAAUGCCAAUUCUGCUUGCCAAGCGGCUUUACAUCCCCACUGCCAUGGCAAAACCAUUACUGACUUUAUCAGACUUUGCUCUGAUGUUGACCCUGCCUUGCGUAACAUCGGCCUGGACAUAGGCACCGCCCUUACAGAUUUUAUUUAG
Messenger RNA from Dipodomys spectabilis (banner-tailed kangaroo rat), 1938 nucleotides. RefSeq names its product vomeronasal type-2 receptor 116-like. The coding region runs from base 1 to 1938 and encodes 645 amino acids. Gene Ontology annotation, molecular function: G protein-coupled receptor activity. Gene Ontology annotation, cellular component: membrane. The transcript is spliced from 6 exons. Gene Ontology annotation, biological process: G protein-coupled receptor signaling pathway. Lineage: Eukaryota; Metazoa; Chordata; Mammalia; Rodentia; Heteromyidae. The record is from RefSeq and is a predicted model, not a curated record.